UCGAAAACUGAGCAAACGACGCUCCAAGGAUGGGUUGAAAUCGAUAUAUAUACAUGCUCUGUUGCAUCUCUUCUGGAGCAUCAACUCUCAGAACGACUUCUCAGAAUCAUCCCACGAUCAACCUCAGUUUUAUUGACCAUAACUUUUCCAUUCCAAUGUCUUCCUACGUGAUUACUGGAGUCUCUCGUGGCGUUGGCUUCGAGUUCCUCCGCCAGCUCUCUGAAAACCCAGCCAAUACCGUCUUUGGCCUCGUCCGCAACAAAGCAGCCGUCGAGUCCAAGGUCGCAGCUGAAAUAGGCCGGAAAAACAUUCACAUCAUCGAAGCCGACACCACGGAUCCUCAGGCAUUGAAGAAAGCAGCUGAGUAUGUCUCUAAGCAAACGAAUGGGACGCUUGAUUAUAUCAUCGCCAAUGCAGCGCUUCAAGCCAAGACUGCUCUGGUUGGUUUUGAUACUCUGAGCAAAGAUCCAAAAGCCCUCGAAGAAGACUUGAUUGAGCACUUCCGGGUCAAUGCCAUCGGCCCCAUCCAUCUAUUCAACACCUUCAUGCCCCUGAUCCUGAAAGGUCGGGCAAAGAAAGUGAUUGCCAUUUCCACCGGCGCAUCGGACCCCGAGAUGACGCUCAAGGCCGAUAUGUUCCAAGCCACGGCUUAUUCGAUGAGCAAAGCAGCUCUCAAUAUAGCCGUAGCCAAGUUCAGCGCCUUGUACCGCCAGAAAGGCGUCCUCGUCAUGGCUAUAUGCCCUGGUGCUGUUGAUACCGGUAGUCUUCAGAUUGAAAGUGAGGAAGAGGGGAAGUUGGCUAUGGCUAUGUUUGCGAAAUUUAAGGAAUAUUCGCCGACCUUUGAGGGGCCUUCGAAGCCGGAAGAUAGUGUCAAGUCGAUCUUGGGGCUUGUGAACAAGGCUACUGUGGAUGGUGGUUAUGCAGGCGUCUUCAUCUCUCAUACGGAGAAGAAGCCGUAUCUUUGAGACUGUGUAUUAGGAAGCAUUGAGGCUUACGAGAAAGCUGUGCUCUCAAACUAUUCACUCAAUUACAUGAAAACACUCUCGCG
Mollisia scopiformis is the source of this 1048-nucleotide messenger RNA. RefSeq names its product putative carbonyl reductase. The transcript is spliced from 5 exons. Lineage: Eukaryota; Fungi; Ascomycota; Leotiomycetes; Helotiales; Mollisiaceae. The coding region runs from base 156 to 965 and encodes 269 amino acids. The record is from RefSeq and is a predicted model, not a curated record. Gene Ontology annotation, molecular function: oxidoreductase activity, acting on the CH-OH group of donors, NAD or NADP as acceptor.